Messenger RNA from Paramisgurnus dabryanus, 1551 nucleotides. The record is from RefSeq and is a predicted model, not a curated record. Lineage: Eukaryota; Metazoa; Chordata; Actinopteri; Cypriniformes; Cobitidae.
AAGUACAACUCACGGUGGAGGAGAAAGGUGAAGAGCCAGCAAAAUACUUGCAAAAGAUACAGAAGAAAGGACACACAAGGACAGGAAAAUAGAGAAGCAACAAACUUGAGGUCAAAUGAUUGCAGCACUGAGCAAGUGACCAGAUCUGCUAAUUUGGAAGACUCUUCAAACACAAAUGUGUUUAACAUCCAUUAUGCCAACCAUUCAUCCCAUUGCUAUGGACACACAAGUGAGAUGCAUCACUCUGGUCUUAAUGUUGAAUCAGAGCCCGAACAGCCUAUUUACAUGGAUACAUUUCCUGAGCACCUACCUGAAUUUGUUGAAGAAGGAACUUUAGAUGACAAUGCGUUAUUUGAUGAAGACUUUUCAAUUGAUGAUGACCUAUCAUUUGAAGACAGUUUUGAGCUUAACCAAGAGGAGGGGACAGAACUCGAAAGCUCUACAAACACUGAUCAUCCACUGUACAGAAAUGCACCAAUUUCUGUUGCAGAGAGUCUUCUCCUAAUAAUGACUUUUGCAAACAGACACAAAAUAACAGGAAAAGCUCUCAGUGAUUUGCUUACAUUAAUAUCUCUGCACUGCCCCUCUGAUACACAGACUGAGUGUCUUAAAAAUUUACACAAAUUUAAACAGUUUUUUGAUGAUCCCUCCUCUCUGCUUUUGCACAAAUAUUGUAGCUCAUGCUUCAUGAUUGUUGAGAGUACAGACACCCAGUGUAAAACCUGUGAAGCCAAUGUGUUGAUGGAGGGGUCAACCUCCUAUUUCAUUGAGGUUCCCAUUGAAGCACAACUGAAGAGAUUGUUUGCUCAGGAAGGUUUUGAAGAAAAACUUAAGUUCAGGUUUAAUAGACAUAAAAAGUGUCAUGACAGUAUUGAAGAAAUAUAUGAUGGAGAAACCUAUCAGAAAUUUACUACUUGCAAUGGGCCUCUCAGUGAUUCCAGAAACAUUUCGCUAAUGUGGAACACAGACGGCAUACCUAUUUUUAAGUCAUCAAAGUUUUCUGUUUGGCCUUUUUAUUGUGUCAUAAACGAGUUAAAUUUUGUUGAACGCACGAAACGAGAAAACAUGAUAUUUGCAGGUGUUUGGUUUGGGGAUUCAAAGCCAUCAAUGUUGACAUUCCUUGAACCACUGUGUGGCACUCUGAACAAAAUUGAAACGGAAGGAAUUUCUCUUCAGUUUGCAGGAGCUCAAGAACCUUUCAUAUGCAAAGCCUUUACCAUUGCAGGAACCUGCGAUUUGCCUGCAAAAGCUUUGGUACUUAAUACUGUUCAAUUCAAUGGACAUUUUGGGUGUCUAAAGUGUGAACAGCCAGGUCAAACAGUGAAGACUGGAGAGAGAGGUCAUGUCCAUGCCUUUCCUUUCCAGAAGACAGAUCCAAAAGGCCCGCCUCGUACUCACAAGGGGUUUGUAGAUUAUGCUAAGAUGGCCUAUGAUUCCAAUAGCGUUGUUCGUGGGGUGAAGGGACCUACUUUUCUUAGCAGACUAACAAGCUAUGAUUUGGUCUUGGGCACAGAGUUCUCUCGAUGUGCAUUCAGUAUGGAUGUUCUUUAA